Penaeus vannamei (Pacific white shrimp) is the source of this 1881-nucleotide messenger RNA. Lineage: Eukaryota; Metazoa; Arthropoda; Malacostraca; Decapoda; Penaeidae. The record is from RefSeq and is a predicted model, not a curated record.
UCUACACAACAAUGGCAGUGGAGCGAUAGUUUUGACUAUACCUCGGUGUUUGAGAGGUUGACGUCCCUCAUUGAAGUGGUGGAAAACAACUUGAUCCAGUUCAAGAUGGAGAGGAAGUGGUUCCUUGCCACACUUAGGGACCAUUCUCGACUAUAUCGUAAAGAUUGGAGCCAGGCAGAUGGAGCGGAUGAAGAGGACCCCGGACGCAUGCGGUACAACUCACUGCUGCUGGUACUGUCACUAAAGCUUGGCCUAGAGAAGCUGUGGCCCCCUGACGGCUGCCUCCCCUUACAGGAGGACCUUAUCCAGGAUUUUCUCAUUCGGCUUAACACAACCUUCGCCCUCACCGAACUCAACCAGACGGACCCCAUGUUUGAGUUCCUGGCUAAGAACUCGCCCCACUUACGCCACCUCUUCAUGCCUUUGAGUGAAAGCUCGUUCAAGGUACUGGUGUACAGGAAUUUGCGUGUCCUGGAGCUAGCAGGCGGGGUAUCUGACAAGGUCCUUUGCAAUGGCUUGUGGAACAUCGACAAGAAGAGUGAGAAAGUCUUGGACAUGGUCUUAAAGGACAAUAAGGAAAAUUCAAGCUGGCAAUUAGCCCUCCCACACCUGGAGGUAUUGCGGAACAACAUGCUGCUCAAAAGCCAGAAUGCGAUGCGCAUACCAGUUGGAGCCGUUGCCUUAGCCCUGCAGCCCAAGAUGGAGACAGUCGAGACUCUUACUUACUGGAAUACGUUUGACGCUGUGCUCUACCUGCUGGAUAUGGAAGCCAAGCACAAGAAUGGAGGUAAUGGGAGCCGCAAGUUAAAUGUGACCGUCCUGGCCGUGAAUUGCCAAGACAUGAAUUUUGAUCAGAUCAAACGGGCAACAAAGACAUGCCCCAAACUGUCAUAUAUGAGACUCAUGAACACAGAAAAUAUUAGGCCAAGUAUACCCCUCCUGUGCUCAAUUGCUCCGAUGAAACAGGUAAAGAAGCUUGACCUGGAGGCAAUGGCCCUCACAGACCUGGAGUUGACAGUGCUGCUGGCGGAAAUGGCCAGCUUGGAGAUCCUAAACCUCCGCGUCAUGCCCCAGGACAUUGUGCGGUUCAACCUCCCCGUCAAUUAUUUUGAGGGUGAUGUCCCCGAGGAGGAUGCAAAGAAAAUGUCCAUGUUCCCGUCCAUCAAGAACCUGACCCUAGAGUUCAUGUCCAACAAUGUUCAGGAGGAGUACAGCACGGACAAGAUCGUCAAUUUCCUCUCCGCUUUCCCCUGGGUUAAGGAACUGUACCUGAGCAACACUCUUCUAGCUCCACCAGCAUUUUUGGUCUAUGGAUGCAUAGGAGGGUCCCUAGCUGUGUUAAAGAAACUGACACACCUGUCGGUAAUCUCGUGCCAUGAGGAUGUGCCGCGUGAGCUACCUGCACACAGUGAUGCUCUCCUCAUGGAUAGAGACAUUGAUUACAAACAGCUGAUUCGCCAUUGUACAGACGUGCCCGUCAUGCUGAUGGAUCUUCAGGACGAAGUGACAUUUAAGUACUUACGUGGAUUAAAGAGCCUUGUGAUCGACGAGUUUUACCUACACCGAUACAUGGAUUACAUGAUACAAUCGCUGAGAUUAUGUGGAGUCCAUGUGUCUGUUUUAUAUCGUUCUGGAGUGAAGAAAGGACCCAAUAGGGGUGCAUAUGACAAAGUUAAGAUGAUGAACCUCACCGAGAUGGAAGAAAAUGACGUACACGUUGUCAAGAAGUACGUCCACGUCAAGAAGUACAAAAAGGUUAUACACUGAUGCAGGGUUCUUCUGAAGAUAAUAGGAUUAUUGGCAGUUGGGAUAUGGAAAUUAAUGCUUGCUUGUGUAAUUUUUAAAUGGUGGAAUGAUACCAAAAUAAAUUUUAAGAAUUUA